Molecule: messenger RNA, 1050 nt
Organism: Penicillium brevicompactum
Lineage: Eukaryota; Fungi; Ascomycota; Eurotiomycetes; Eurotiales; Aspergillaceae
Exons: 2
Coding region: 1-1050 (349 amino acids)
Source: RefSeq, a predicted model, not a curated record
AUGGGUUUGAAGAUGGCUGAAUACGAACCUCUUCCAGUCCUAGACUACUGCUCUUCGGUAUCCGAAACCUCCUCGACAACUCUCUCCUCCUCCCACACCUCACAAGACUCCCUCGAACCCACCUUCCUACCCUACUGGGCCCGAUACGAGACAAAGUGCGCCCAGAACCUAUUGGACUGCUCCGACGAGCCGAUCGAGUACGACCACGACGACGAGGACUAUCGCGACAACUGCUUCUUCUUCCCAGAAGACUGCUCGUGGACACCACCGAAAGCCUGGGAGGAAUAUCCUAUCCCAGAACGCCCCGAAACUCAGACUCAGGUGGACUGUACACCCUUGGCACAAACAACCGACACCAUGAUCCCCGGCCUUCCAGAUAUCAAGAUGCUAGACGCCGAGGCGCUCAGCGACCUCCUAGAAGACAAUCUCUCUCCACCAGAGAUAACAACCAUAAUCGUCUUCGCAACCAACGGCGCCGUCUUCGCCCACGGCUCCACCCUCUCCUCCCGCCAACUCCGCAACCUCAGCGCCACAUACGGCGCCGCAUACACCUGCUACGCGAAAAACGCCUCUAGCGGCAAUCUCACCGGCGUCAACCCUGCCAGCCACCCCUCAUCCUACGUAACCGCCAAGUCCAUGUCACUGGGCGACGUAGGCUCCAUCGUCUUCGAGCUAAACGACUCCGUAGCCGUCGUAACCCGCAUCGCAGACAAAGUGCUCGUCGCAGCAGUCGGCCCCUCCAAACUCGACGACCCAGAGACUCCAAACGACUACCUGACCGCCGGCACAGAAGGCGGUGCCCCAGUCACACCAGAAGGAUCACAAGGGGAAGGACAGCGAGCGUCGGCGCCUGCAGCGCCCUCGCCGCACUCGACUCCGAACGGCCAUGAUGGAAAUGAGAUCGAUCGCAGCGCGGACUUAGCGCGUCUCGCGAGUCUGAAUCUCUCUGCUUCACCGGCUGUGCUCCUAGCGCUGGAAUCGAAAUGCGCGGCGCUGGGUCGGUUCCUGGGUCAGAAGUUGGAUGAUCUGGAGAGUCCGGAGGAUUUCUGA